AGAAAUCGUGGAGAAGUGGGCGAUAACCGUCGCAACCGCCACAUAGCCUCACAAAAUGUAAUAAAAAACAGAGGAAAAAAGAGAGGGUUGGAUCAUAAAUCUGCGAGAGAAACUUGUGCAUUUGGAAGAUGAAGUGAGAGAAAUUGAGUGGAAAAUCCAAUGGAAGAGAGGGUUUCGGAGGAAGAAGUCAUAAGAAAAGGGCCAUGGAAACUGGAGGAAGACGAAGUUUUACUGAACCAUGUGAAGCGAUUCGGCCCCAGAGACUGGAGCUCCAUUCGAUCCAAAGGCCUUCUUCAGAGGACUGGCAAGUCCUGCCGUCUUCGUUGGGUCAACAAACUCAGACCCAACUUGAAAAAUGGGUGCAAGUUCACGGCGGAGGAGGAGCGGGUGGUGAUCGAAUUGCAGGCGCGGUUCGGGAACAAAUGGGCAAAGAUAGCGACUUACUUGCCGGGCCGGACCGAUAACGACGUGAAGAAUUUUUGGAGUAGUAGGCAGAAGAGACUGGCUAGGCUUCUGCAGUCGUCAACUACUCCAUCCAAAUUGCAGAGAAGCACCAAAAAGGAAAAGCCAGUUGAUUCCAAUGCUCCCUCUAUGGAGGUACAGAAGCUGAGCUCUGCAUCAGAGGGGGAGUCAUCCUCGAGGCCGAUGUCGUGCUCGUCGUCCUGCUGCGCGGAGAAUGCUGCACCUGUUAAUAUAUUCUGCCCGUGGCCUGAUCCUUACAGUUCCAAAUUCCUUGGUUUUGGCACAAACUUUCUUCAACCUGAAUUCACCCCGUUUCAGACAAUCAAAUCCGAACCACAAACCGAGUUCUCUUCAACCCUACACACGCAGCCACUUGAUGAUGAUUCAACUUUCUUGUCUCAAAGACUCCACGGUCCCGGUUUCUUCGAUGAUUUUCUCGAACCUUUGGAUGUUUCUCCACUGGAAAAUGAAGUUCAGUUUCCACUUGGGCAGCCGUUCUUCGAACCGAUCGGAUGCUGCCCGAGCCAUGAUGUUGAAAGGGAGAAAGUAGACAACCCAGAAAGUUUCUUCAGCGAGUUCCCUGCAGAUAUAUUUGAUCGUAUCGAGCCACUUCCGAGCUCGCCGGAGAACUGAUUCUUUGUCCCUUUCAUUUCUCUGUAAAAUGUUGGAAACUCUGAUUUGCUCUCUGUGACUGUGAAAUUCAUAUGUUAUGUUGCCUAAUCAAUUGGUGAAUGUGUUUUUUCUC
Messenger RNA from Momordica charantia (bitter melon), 1207 nucleotides. RefSeq names its product myb-like HTH transcriptional regulator family protein (gene DUO1). The record is from RefSeq and is a predicted model, not a curated record. NCBI's taxonomy places the organism in Eukaryota, Viridiplantae, Streptophyta, Magnoliopsida, Cucurbitales, Cucurbitaceae.